This is a messenger RNA of Corvus hawaiiensis (hawaiian crow), 3227 nucleotides long. RefSeq names its product bromodomain containing 8 (gene BRD8). The transcript has 21 exons. The record is from RefSeq and is a predicted model, not a curated record. Bases 63 to 2873 code for a protein of 936 amino acids. Lineage: Eukaryota; Metazoa; Chordata; Aves; Passeriformes; Corvidae. Gene Ontology annotation, molecular function: protein binding. Gene Ontology annotation, cellular component: NuA4 histone acetyltransferase complex.
CGCCUCCCGGUGGGCUUUGCGCGCGGUGCCGCCCCUGCCUCCCUCAGGGCCGGGCGCGGAAGAUGGCGGCGGGGCCGGGGAAGCACAAGCUGCUGAGCGCCGGCCCCACCGAGCCCUGGUCCAUCCGCGAGAAGCUCUGCCUGGCUUCCUCCGUCAUGCGCAGCGGCGACCAGAACUGGGUCUCAGUCAGCAGAGCCAUCAAACCUUUUGCAGAGCCAGGACGCCCACCUGACUGGUUUUCCCAAAAGCACUGUGCAUCUCAGUACUCGGAGCUCUUGGAGACCACGGAGACCCCUAAGAGAAAACGUGGUGAGAAGGGAGAAGUUGUGGAAACUGUGGAAGAUGUUAUUGUGCGGAAACUGACUGCAGAGCGGGUUGAGGAGUUGAAGAAAAUUAUUAAAGAAACACAGGAAAAAUACAGGCAACUCAAGAAGGAUGCAGAGCUGAUCCAGGCUGGACACAUGGAUAACAGACUGGAGGAGCUCUGCAAUGAGAUUAUGAUAAAGAAAAAAAUGGAAGAGGAGGAGGCAGAAGUCAAGAGGAAGGCUACAGAUGCUGCUUAUCAAGCUCGCCAGGCCAUUAAGAACCCACCUCGAAGACUCACAGGGGUGAUGGUUCGUUCUCCCGCUGGCUCCACCUCCCCUGGCGGGGAUUAUUCCCUGGGAGAUCUGUCCCAGCCUGCUGGGGAUGAUGCCAGUCCAGGGGUCACGCCAGGGACAUUGCCCAGCACCCCAGUUGCCUCCUUCAUUGGAAUCCCUGACACCCCUCCAGGCUCUGCUCCCCUGGAUGCCCCCAUGACCCCAGUCACUGAUGAUUCACCCCAGAAAAAGAUGCUAGGACAAAAAGCAACUCCGCCUCCUUCCCCUCUGCUCUCAGAGCUGCUGAAGAAGGGCAGUCUCCUGCCCACAAGCCCCAGGCUGGUCGGUGAAAACGAAAUGGCAGUGGCUUCUGGUCACAUGAACAGCUCAGGAGUGCUGCUGGAGGUAGGAAGUGUCCUUCCAGUGCUGCACAGUGGGGAAAUGCAGUCGGCACCUGGUGCUGUCCCUGCAUCUCCAGCUGCUUCAGGUGCUCCUACGCUUUCCCGGCUUUUAGAAGCUGGUCCUGCACAGUUCACCUCACCUCUUGCUUCCUUCUCCGCUGUUGCCAGCGAGCCUCCAGCUAAGCUCCUGCCACCCCCCGUAGAGCCUGUGUCCCAGGCCACUAUUGUCAUGAUGCCCACACUGUCAGCACCAGCCGUUGUGCCACCAGCUGCAGCUCCAGAAAGCAUAGCCACAGUGAGCCAGCCAGAAGCCUGUGUUUCCAUGGAGGCAGUGUCUGAUUCCCAUACUGUGACAGUGUCCAUGGACAGCAGUGAAAUAUCAAUGAUCAUUGAUUCCAUCAAGAAAGAGUGCCUGGGUUCUGGGGCUGGCAGCACUGCAGGGUCUUCCAAAGAUCACUGCAUGGAUGGGAAAGAAGAUCUGGAUUUGGCUGAGAAAAUGGAUAUUGCAGUGUCCUAUACGGGGGAAGAGCUGGACUUUGACACGGUUGGAAAUAUUAUAGCCAUCAUUGAGGACAAGGUAGACGACCACCCUGAAGUCCUGGAUGCAGCAGUUGUUGAAGCUGCUCUGUCUUCUUUCUGCGAAGAUACUGAUGAUCCUCAGACCCUUCCUGGCCCAUGGGAACAUUCAAUUCGUCAGGAGCAUGAGAAACAGCCCCAGAUACCCCAAGUGUCUGUGACUGUGAAGCAGGAGAGACUGGAGUGUGAGGAGCCAGAGGCAAAGGGAAUUCGAGACCUAAUGAGCAUCAGCGAGCUUGGGUCAGAAAUAAAGACUGAACUUGCAGAGCAGGACCAGAGUCAGCUGGGCUCUGAAGAAACCAUACCAGCAACUGCAAGAGUGACAGAAACACCAGAGCUUAGAAACCAAGAGGUAGAAGAAGAUCAAAGAGCAGCUGUAACAUCAGGAGAGACUUCUGAAAUCAAGAUAGAUUCAUCCCAGGGAGAAGAUGCAGUGCUCAAUCCAGUGAAGACAGAGACCCCACCUGAUGAUGAUUCAUCCCCUCCACAAGUCCCAAAUGUGAGUGAAGACUCCUCACAGGCUGAUGUUCAGCACAAAUUUGAGCUGUCAGAGUCAAUGAAGGAGGAAGCCCAAGCCCUGUUUAGGAGUCAGAUGAAGGAUGGGCAGGGUGAGGAGGAUGAUGAGGACGGUGCCAGUGAGGCUGCCAGUUUGGAGGAACCCAAAGAAGAAGACCAGGGUGAGGGGUAUCUCUCAGAGAUGGAUAACGAGCCCCCCGUGAGCGAGAGCGACGAUGGCUUCAGCGUCCACAACGCGCCCUUGCAGUCCCACGCGCUCGCCGACUCCAUCCCCAGCAGCCCAGCCUCCUCGCAGUUCUCAGUGUGCAGUGAGGACCAGGAAGCGAUACAGGCUCAAAAGAUCUGGAAGAAAGCCAUCAUGCUGGUUUGGAGAGCAGCAGCUAAUCACAGGUAUGCCAAUGUCUUCCUGCAGCCUGUAACUGAUGACAUAGCACCAGGCUACCACAGCAUUGUGCAGAGGCCAAUGGAUUUAUCCACCAUCAAAAAGAACAUUGAGAACGGGCUGAUCCGAACCACAGCAGAGUUCCAGCGGGAUAUUAUGCUGAUGUUUCAGAACGCAGUGAUGUACAACAGCUCUGACCACGAUGUGUACCACAUGGCUGUGGAGAUGCAGAGAGAUGUCCUGGAGCAGAUCCAGCAAUUUCUGGCCACACAACUGAUGAUGCAAACAUCAGAGUCAGGGAUCAGUGCAAAGAGCCUGCGGGGGCGAGACUCCACUCGCAAGCAGGAUGCUUCGGAGAAGGACGGAGGCACCAGAGGGCGGCGCUGCGCCAUCGAGGCAGACAUGAAGAUGAAGAAAUGAUGCUGCAGACACAGAAUCCCAGCAGAAUCCCAGGCAUCUGGAGCUGGAGUGCAAGCAGGCAACUCUUAACAGCUGCUGGAGGAGGAAGAAAAGCUGCAGGUCCAUUUCUGGGACCUUGUUCACCACCUUCACUUGCCCUUCUGGAAAGCAGUGUCUUGUCAGAAUGUGUAACCCAAAGAAACUUCCCCAGAGGGGAAGACCAGCCCCCCUGCCUGUUUUAGGGCAGUCGUCUUGGGCUUCAUCAGUGUUCUGGUGUUAGCUAGCAACUGGUGGCUCGUAUGUACUGUAAUGUGAAGUGUACAGAUUUUUACUAGUGAUGUGUAAAUGUGAUGUAUAUUAAAAUCUGGGAACAAA